Molecule: messenger RNA, 712 nt
Organism: Melospiza georgiana
Lineage: Eukaryota; Metazoa; Chordata; Aves; Passeriformes; Passerellidae
Gene: TTC32
Product: tetratricopeptide repeat domain 32
Exons: 3
Coding region: 1-402 (133 amino acids)
Molecular function (GO): protein binding
Source: RefSeq, a predicted model, not a curated record
AUGGCGGGGGAGGCGGCGGCGCUGCUGGCGGCGGCGCGGGCGGAGCUGCGGGCGCGGCGGCUCUCGGCGGCCGAGGAGCUCUUCAGCCGCUUCAUCGCCCGCAGCCCCGCGGGUGCCAGCAGCGACCUCGCCACGGCGCUCAACGACCGCGGGCAGGUGCGGUACCUGCGAGUGGAGUUCGCCGCCGCCGUGCGGGACUUCACGGCCGCCAUCGAGUGCCAGCCCGGCUUCGAGGUGCCCUACUACAACCGCGGGCUGGUGCGCUACCGGCUGGGAGACUUUGAUGAGGCCAUGAAAGAUUUCAGGAAAGUAUUAGAGUUAAACCCCCAAUUUGAAGAUGCUGCAUUGAGUCUAAAACAGGCUAUGCUUGAUAAAGAAGAAAAAGAGAAGCGGGGUUAUUGAAAAUUCAGGUUGUGAUGUGAUGUGGAAAUAUUUCACUAAAUGUGUGAUUUUUGUCAUUGAUGGGUGAAACACAAGAUCAUUUACAUCUCUUAGGUCCUGCUGAAGAACUUCAUUCUUAGGUAAAUAAGUUAAAAAUUGAUUAUGAUUGCAAAAUAACCCGGAUUUGGGAUUUUUAUUCUUGAGGGAAGGUGUAAUGUUGAUCUCUGUGAGACACAUGUACAGAUUUUGUACAGAAAUGCUUUGUAAUUCUAUUAUAAAUGUACUGGCCAGAUUAAUUGAAAAUAAAAAUGAACAUGUACUUUUUAUCUAA